This is a messenger RNA of Perkinsus marinus ATCC 50983, 156 nucleotides long. RefSeq lists its product as hypothetical. The record is from RefSeq and is a predicted model, not a curated record. The coding region runs from base 1 to 156 and encodes 51 amino acids. The transcript has a single exon. Lineage: Eukaryota; Perkinsozoa; Perkinsida; Perkinsidae.
AUGUUGAAAUAUCGAGAUGAGUUGGCUAUCGCAGCCAUCUAUAACGAUUGGGAGAUUGGUGGUAUUGUCAAUGAUGUGUUCGUAAAAUGCCAAGAGACCCUCAGGCCGGCCAUCACCGAUGCGAUGCGAAAGUACAAUGUGGACGACAACUUCUGA